UGCUUCGCCUCCUCCACUUCUUCCGCAGUGGAGCGUCAGAGUGCUCUGGAGAUGGCGGCGCGACGAGCCCUAGCUCCCGGAAUGUGGUCGCCACUGCUGGUGCUCCUCGUCGUGUUGGCCGCCGUGGCAGCCGCCGCCGCCGCCGCCGGCGAGAGGGUGCCCCGAGCCGCCUUCGGCACGGCUGUCGGGGCCACCAGGCUGCGCCAGAACCAGACACACACCACUCCCAGGCCAGAGCCGAAGAGCAAGCCGUGCUCCAAGGACAGCGACUGCGAGACGAUCCGCAACACGACGUGCCGCGUCGACAGCGACGGCCACCGCCGCUGCCUGUGCGUCGACAAGGCCCCGCCAGACAACGGCCGCUGCCCCAAGCCGCGAUACUUUGGCCUGCGCUGGGCGUGUUCUGAGGACAGGGAGUGCCUGCCUUUCGGGGAGUGCACGACACCCAACACCACAGAGAGCAACAGUUCGACGGGCCGCGUGUGUCUCUGUAAGCCGGGACACCCCGAGACGGACGAUGAAGAAUGCAGCGGCUCUGGUCUGAGAGGUGGGUCGCUGCAGUUGGUAGCACUGGCGGGCGUUGCUGCAUUCACCCUAUCUGCCGCCUUCUAAAUGGUAGCUCCGACGCCGCCCAGAGCCGCUAACAUCUUCGUCGCAUCCUCAGUACUGUACGGGACAGCGUCCCCGCUCCUGCCUCCUAUGUGACUGAAGUACACACUGAAGCAACAUCAAUCUUCAUACACCGUAUCAAUGAUUACGUAUAAAAAAUUACAUGGUGUCUAAUGCUAGAGAGCGUAUUCACGAUUACCACCGGUUCAAUAUUAUUUAUUGCUUCAAAAUAUUCAAUAUUUAUAAGAUACAGUAUUUUAGAAUAAUCGUUUGUAAACUUUAUGGCAUGAAGCUUUCAAGAAAUCAUACGUUUGUGGCUAAACAAUAUUGUGAUAAUGUUGUGAACUCAUGACUCGCUUGGUUACUUUUAUUGUAUUAACGUUAAAAUCUUAUAAAAAAGGUAAAAUUUCUCUGGGUCCUUUACCGGUUUUAUUAUGUUCAAUUGCCUUGAACUGAAUCUCCGAAUUCUUUUCAGUCUGAUUUCACAUAUUUACUCAUAUUCCAGAAAUGGUUCAUGCGGUGUAUGAAGGCUUAAGGUUUGGAAACAGCUGUCCUAAAUAUAUUUAUUCAUUGUCUUAGUAGUAGUUUUGAUUAAUAAAUUUAUUUAUAAAAUUUAAAUCAGCUCAAGGCGUCUACGUGAAACGCCACUAAUUUAUUCAUUGCAACCCUAUUAGACGUCAUUACAUAGAUUCUCAAUGCUAAUUUUAGUAUUAAUAGCAUUGCCUACUGUAUUACAACUUCCGUUCUAGGUUUUAAUCGUCUCUCUUAUGGAUAAUUCUGGGUUAAGUAUGUUGUACUUGGAAAAGGGGGCACAUUCGAAACAUCGAUUCCACUACACUUAUUUUUAAAAAAAUUCAAUGUGCACUGUCCAUUGCCAACGAAAAUAUGAUCUCUGUUUCGGAAUUAAAUUCGCAUGCAUUGUGCGUGGAUUAUUUCUCUGUUUGUCUGUUCUCAGAUUUACCUUAUUUCAAACUUUAGAAGACUAGGCGAAUAUCUUCUGACAUGCAUAAUACUAUCACUCACCUAAAACAGAUACGAAGUGAUUAUCAUUCAGGAUCUAAAAGAAUUUCGUUUCGUGACAUACAUAUGUCUUAAACCUAGUUUCUUUUAAAUUUUAUAGACGCAAUGUGCCAUACUGCACACAAUAAGAC
This is a messenger RNA of Schistocerca nitens (vagrant locust), 1760 nucleotides long. RefSeq lists its product as uncharacterized. The transcript has 4 exons. The record is from RefSeq and is a predicted model, not a curated record. Bases 52 to 612 code for a protein of 186 amino acids. NCBI's taxonomy places the organism in Eukaryota, Metazoa, Arthropoda, Insecta, Orthoptera, Acrididae.